GCCAGUGAACAUUAAGCGGAGCAGACCAAAAUCCCAAACAAGGAAAUGGUGGGGGAAUAAACCGACCAGAUUAUUUAAUUAAUGCAUGUAAUAAUUAAUAUUUUAUUUUAUUGUAAAUUACGCCGUAUUUAUGGGUUAGAAUGGAUUACGACUUCAAAACAAAGCUGGCUGCCGAGAGAGAGAGAGUAGAAGAUCUUUUCGAAUAUGAAGGUUGCAAAGUGGGUCGAGGCACCUACGGGCACGUUUAUAAAGCUAAACGCAAAGACGGGAUAGAUGAGAAGGAAUAUGCACUGAAACAGAUAGAAGGCACUGGAAUUUCAAUGUCCGCGUGCAGAGAAAUUGCUCUGUUGCGGGAAUUGAAACAUCCAAACGUGAUUGCCCUGCAGAAAGUGUUCCUGUCCCACAGUGACCGAAAGGUUUCGCUCCUGUUAGACUAUGCCGAACAUGACCUUUGGCAUAUUAUCAAGUUCCACCGUGCCUCCAAGGCCAACAAAAAGCCCAUGCAGCUGCCACGAGGGAUGGUGAAGUCUCUCCUGUAUCAGAUUCUGGAUGGGAUCCAUUACCUCCACGCCAACUGGGUCCUCCACAGGGAUCUGAAACCAGCUAACAUAUUGGUAAUGGGAGAAGGACCAGAACGAGGAAGAGUUAAAAUUGCUGACAUGGGUUUCGCGAGACUCUUCAACUCUCCUCUCAAGCCUCUGGCCGACCUCGACCCUGUGGUGGUGACCUUUUGGUACAGGGCUCCUGAGCUACUGUUGGGGGCCCGCCACUACACCAAAGCUAUUGAUAUCUGGGCUAUUGGCUGCAUCUUCGCAGAGCUGCUAACGUCAGAGCCAAUUUUUCAUUGUCGCCAGGAAGACAUCAAGACCAGUAACCCUUUUCAUCAUGACCAGCUGGACAGGAUAUUCAGCGUGAUGGGUUACCCCGCAGAUAAAGACUGGGAAGACAUCCGAAAGAUGCCUGAAUAUCCAACACUUCAGAAAGACUUCAGAAGAACAACAUAUGCAAACAGCAGCUUGAUCAAAUACAUGGAGAAACAUAAAGUCAAACCAGAUAGCAAAGUUUUCCUGUUGCUCCAGAAACUGCUCACCAUGGACCCCACUAAAAGAAUCACAUCAGAGCAAGCACUGCAGGAUCCCUACUUCCUAGAGGACCCAUUACCAACCACUGAUGUAUUUGCUGGAUGUCAGAUCCCAUACCCAAAGAGAGAGUUUCUCAAUGAAGACGAACCAGAGGAGAAAGCAGAAAAGAACCAGACGCAACAGCACCAGCAGACAACAGGCCAAACUCAAACGCAGAACCAGCAACAAACGGCAGCCCAGCAGGCCCCAUCUCAGCAGAACUCGACACAAACCAAUGGCACAUCCGGAGCCACGGGAGCCAAUGCUGGCGGAGGGUUACAUGGACAGGACCAGGGUCCUCCUAAUAAAAAAACCCGCAUUGGACCCUCUGGUACCUCUUCAGGCACCGGGGUGCUCCAGUCAGAGUACCAGCACUCCACAUCCCGCCAUGGUUACCAAAGCAAUGUCCAAGGUUCUAAUCAGCCGCAGAGCACCAUGGGGUACACGUCGUCAUCUCAACAGAGCUCCCAGUAUUCCCACCAGACUCAUCGUUACUGAGGCACCAGGUCAGUCCUGAACCAGCAGAGAGGGUUGGACCUCCUCCAAUGGAUGUCAACAUUGGACGCCACCCGGUAGUUGCUCCUUGGAUGUUUCUUACAGCAUUACAUCAUUCCAGCGUUUUGACGUCUAGUCACAUGAAGGCAAACCUACAGGAAAAAAAAAGAAGCAAAUACUGCCUUUCUGGGCUGGUGACUCAUUUUGGUAUGUGAAGGCAGCAAGACUCCAAACGUAUGGCACUUAACAUUCUUCACGAGGAAGGAUUGCAGCUCCAAUAUUGACUUUCUAUCGCACCUUUUCUAUUUGUUUUGUUUUCAAGCUUGAUGUCAGUGUAAAUAUCACAUAGGGAGGCAGAGAAGACGCAGGACGGAAAAAGCCCUUUCGUGAAUCCUUGGAUAAUCAAAUGCAAACUCGCUUACCCCUAUCCUUUUAUGUCAAACCAGACAUUUAUUGUACAAACAGAAAGAAAUGCAGGGAAAUAUGGAACGCACAAUUUAACUUAAUAAUAGUGUUCUUAUGAGGUUCCUGUUUUCACAGCUCGAAUGUACAGAAGUGUUUUUACUGAACGUCGUGUGCAUUCUUAUCCACUCCGCUCAGUAACCGGUAAGUUACCGGCGGUAACCGCUUGGCCACAAACUGGAGGAGCUUUGGAGUGUGAUCUUGUUUUUGGGCCGCCAGUGGACACCUUUUGCAUCUCGCCAUGAACUCGAACGUGCGCAUAAACCGUACAGGGCAGCUAACGGUAAGCCCCUCCCCCUCCACUGCAACCCCACUUUGUGUAUUUCAUGAGACUGUUACUGACUGAUGUCAAAUUGUUUUGUAUUGUUAUUAUUAUUGCUGUGUGUGGGCGGGUGGGUGUUUUAUGCAUGUUUUACCUUUGACUCACAAGAAAUGCACUGACUGUCGAAGCAAUCUGCAAAAGAGCUGAAACAAAUACUUGUGAACCCAAACGACCGUCCCUGCCCCCUCCGGCCAGCAUGCCGCACAGGUUUGGUCAGUUGAUCAUGUUUAAAAAAAAAAAAAAAAAGGGUGUUUUCUUUUUCACAACAGAUUGAGUGACAGCCAAUUAUGCUGUCUUGAUUUUUACAGAGUCAAACAAAGGCAUGUCCGCCAUAUUGCACUUGGAACCAGAAAAUAGUAGCUAACUACAAAUAACUUUUCAAUUGUUAAAAUAUAUAUAUUUUUUAUAUAAAACCCAAGAUUAGAAUGUAAAAUAAUAUUGUAAUCCUUUGUUUGGUGAUUUAUUUUUUUCUUCAUCCAGGUAAGGCAAUUGUGAGCAGGUUCCAUCUGCAAAGCCAACCUCGAGACAAACAGAGUAAAACAAAGAUGAUUGGCUGGUUGAAAUCACACAACUGCCAUUUCAGGUUUCCUGUUCAGUAUUUAAAAAUAACUGAAAUACCUGCAUUAUUAUAUUAUUUAGGACUGCUCCUGCUUGAUUAGUUGAUUGUGCCAUAUUUACACAAGAUUAACUUCUUUACUUCCUAAGUGCAUUUUUUCGAAUACUUUAAAAGCUUAAUUUUACAUUUGAAUCUAGUACUCCUGUAUUUUAUUUAUUCCUUUUUCUUUUUUUAAAUAUACGCUUAAACUCAAUUUUAAAUUGUAAAUCAGUACUCCUAGUGAAUGUUGUGUUAAAGAGGGCACCCAAUUUAGUGACGUAAUGGUAUUUGGAGGAGAACAUGCAGGAGAUGAGCCUCAAGUAAUAAAAAUGAGCAAACAUCGACACCAAGUGGCCAAAAAGAGAAUUGGACUUGUUUCUCUUCACUGCCACAUUUUAAGGUGCAGAAUGUGUCAAAACAAAACAAUGUUUGCUCACUCAGUAGAAAAUGUACAAGUAAUGGUUACAUCCCAAAAUCUGUGUAAAAGGUUUUGUAUCUAUCGGCUCUUCAUCUGCAAGGAGCUGGCUUCUCCUAAGUGUGAUCGGUCAAACCACACUUCUACUCAAACGGUCACAUUUGAAAAACAUUGGAUCUUCCCAAUUGCACUUUUAUAGACAAAAACAAACACAGCUUGGUCAUUUAAUACUCGAGGGGGAUCGAAACCAAACUGCCUUUAAAGGCUUUCCUCCUCCUUGGUUCAAUGUGAGUAUUGAAAUUACACGCUUAGUUGUCGAUUCCGCCUCUGAGAACGUUGUACAGUAUGUCAGACAACUCCUAUGCAAAUUUAAUUGCCAGACUCAAGCAUUUCAUUAUGCUGAGGUUUUGUUUUUAUGGGUGACGUGUGUUCUUUCAUCACUACGUGUAUAAGAGUCCGAACACUUGUCUAAAACUGUUUGUUUUUUUUGUUCUGCAAUGCACUCUAAAUGAAAUAUUGUAACUUUAUAAGUGUAUGUAUAUAUGUGUGUACAUAUAUAUGCACACACACACACACCGCUCCAUAGUUUGUAAACAAUGUGAUGUCAUUUAUGGGGCACGGCUUAGCUGGAGGCAAAAACAUCCAUCGCGUAGGAAUGGACGUGAGAAACUCAUUUGAGUGAAUAUGAGAGUAAACUCACUCUCCACGGCCGUAAAUAUUACUUUAAAAGGUUGACUGAUAUUUACUGACAGCUAGGGCCUAACUUACUGGAUGGACGAUUUAACGGGACAACUUUAUAUAACAAAAAAAAAAGCAUUUAUACCAAAGAUUAACUAAAUCAUUAGAAGCUGAUAACUAAAUCUUGAAUGGAUAUGUUCAAGAACUUGUCGUGCUGCCAAGUCAAUGUCAGGGACAGGCGAUUAUCAAUUUCAACAUUUUAUGAUAGUACAUUCCAUGUUAAAUGUUACCUAAUAUGAAGUGUGCACUUACAAACACCAGCGAUGAUACUCUCAGUCCAAUCUUUUCACCGAAUCGCAUUCAACCACAGCCUUCUGCAAUUUUCUUUUUUUGACUGGCAUAGGCUGUUUUUUUGCGGUUUCGGCAACCAAAAACACAACAAGAUGACGUUCUCAAUUUCUUUUGCCUUCAGCUAAUACCGUGACAUCAUCGUGAUGUAGGCCAUGAAGGGGUCUGUACAUAUAUAUAUAUUAUAUAUACCGUAUUCUCCGCACUAUAAGGCGCACCAGAUUAUAAGGCGCACCUUCAAUGAAUGGCCCAUUCUAAAACUUUGUCCAUAUAUAAGGCAUACCGCAUUAUAAGGCACAUAGAAUAAAUAAAUCAACGUUGCUCAAACGUUAAUGCAAUCACAGUAACACUCGAAAUAGUAAAAACAAUAACAAUAUAUCAAUAACUCAACGUUGCACAAACGUUAAUAUCACACAACACACAAAAUAAACACGUAAAGCUUACUUUAAUAAAUUAGUCCUCAUCCACAAAUCCAUAUUGGUCCAUAUAUAAGGCGCACCGGAUUAUAAGGCGCAGUCGGCUUUUGAGAAAAUUGGAGGUUUUUAGGUGCGCCUUAUAGUGCGGAAAAUACGAUAUAUACAUAUAUAUAUAUAUAUAGUAUACGAUCGUGUUUAUUGUGUCCAUCAAUGAAUAGUAGACAUUUUUUUGUAAACUUUCCUCUGCCUUAAUACAGUAGCUAUAGAAAGGGACCUGUCAACUACCACGUUUGUUACUAUAUUAGUUAGUGAAUGUGUUAACACCACCCCAGUAUACAGUAGAAUCAAGAUCUAGUACAUUGAAUUCCACAGUGUUUUAUUAUAUUAUUAUUUUUACAGAGGGGUGAUGGGGGAUGGUGCCUUUUGUUAGUUAACCCAUCAAUGUUAUUUUUUUUGGGGGGGGGGGGGGAUAUCCUUUUGUAUUUUCUUGCUUCUUCUCAUUUGUUUCCUAAUUUCCCUCCUUAUCAUGUAGCAGUUUGCUUUUUUUUUGUUAAAGUGGAUUGAUGCCCUGAUAUUUCUCACGUAAUUCCAGUGUUUUUAAAAUAUCUUGCUUUCGACACUAAAUAAUGUACUGUAGAUACGGACACGUACACACAAGUACACGCUUGUAUAAAAAAAAAAAUCCCUUUUACUCCAUUUUGAUAAUAUUUGCAUGUGCCUGUCCUUUUUUCAAUGGAAAUUGUUGUCGUCCACAGUUUGUACAGACAAACCACUGCGAUGUGUUCGAAGCCAGUUGGAUAUUUAAAGGCAUUGCUUGGCCAGUAUCCCAUUUUCCCAUCUCGCAUGCUAAAAUGUAAACACUCUGUGAAUUGAGUCAGCAGAAUUGUUUUGUGAGCAGGGUGGAGUGUCUGUCCACCCUUUUACAUUCUCUCACACAGGUUUUAAAUAUUCAUAUGGUCUACUAUGUAUUGUAUUUCCAUAGCAAUUAUAUACAAAGCAGCAAUAGAAUACAUAAUAGAACAUUUAUUGAGCUGCUUUUUGUGAAUUUGUCCAAAUUCCACUGUACAAAAUGACUGUUAAAUGAGAAAGAAAGUCAUGUAUAUUUAUUUUAUAUCCUCUAUCGUGAUUAAAAAACAACAACAUCGCAAUGAGUGUGAUUGUUAA
Molecule: messenger RNA, 6016 nt
Organism: Syngnathus typhle (broad-nosed pipefish)
Lineage: Eukaryota; Metazoa; Chordata; Actinopteri; Syngnathiformes; Syngnathidae
Gene: cdk19
Product: cyclin dependent kinase 19
Exons: 13
Coding region: 141-1619 (492 amino acids)
Biological process (GO): protein phosphorylation
Cellular component (GO): mediator complex; nucleus; cytosol
Molecular function (GO): RNA polymerase II CTD heptapeptide repeat kinase activity; cyclin-dependent protein serine/threonine kinase activity; ATP binding
Source: RefSeq, a predicted model, not a curated record